UUCAGCAGCUGCUCGCCUUCAUGGUUGCUACAGACUCGUCUCCAGCGCCGAGGUGAAAACACGGAGGUUCCACCGGGUCCCGGACGCGAUGGUUACCGGUGUCUGUCCUCCGUGUCCCCGCCUCGCUACGCGGAGACUGCGCAGAGCUGUGGAUGCGAAGUGUGGCUGUCGUAGCGUCUCUUUUGUUGCCCCGUGUUUUUACUACUGCUGUUAGCGAGAGGUGUGAGUGAGUGUGUGUGUCUGUGUGAGUGUGUGUGUGUUUGUUUGUGUGUGUGUCUCCGGAAGAGACGAUGAGAGGAUCACACGCAGAGAAACACAAGUUUUCAGACUUAACGUGACGAUGUUUAGUGAAGCUGGUAAAAUGUCUGUGGAGGCGAGUGAUGUCCAGACUGAUGAGGACUGCGACGAGCUGGAUGGCUUUUCAUUCUCGGCUGAUAUUUUGGAAAAGAUAACAAGCAAGAAAAGAUCUUCUAGGAAGCCUCCUUCCCCGAGGUCACCAUACCUCUCCAGCCUGAAUGUGAACCCCAGGAGAGCGGCCGUGGCAGCCUGGAGACUACCCAGGGCGUCCCUGGGAGACACCAGAGGGGAGGCUGCUGGGGAUAGUGGCUCGGCUCUUCUCACGUCCCUCAGCAACGGUCACGAUCUGUCUCCUACGCUAAGAUCCGUGUGCGACGUCACACCAGAGCUGCUCAAACAGACCUUGAGCUCCAGGAAACACAAACAUCUCCACUCCGCAUCCGUCGGCUUUACCGUCAGCCCAGGUGAACACAGAGAGAAGGAGGACAUGUACGAUGAGAUUAUCCGUCUCAAGAAGAGUCUCCAGGCCCAGAAGUCUGACAAUCAGCAAAUGAAAGCAAAACUACGCCGCCUGGAGGAAGAUAACGCCAAAAGAGAGAAGCAGAUAGAAGAACUGCUGGAUCCCACUAAAGGAUCAGAGUAUACUCGCAGUUUGGUGGAUAAGAAAAGAGAGGGCAGUGUGGUUCUGAACGGUCUGAAGCAGAGAAUUCUGAAGCUGGAGCAGCAGUGCAGAGAGAAGGAAAAUGCCCUGAGUAAACUGCAAAGUGACCUGAGGACCACCAACCUGGAGGAGCUGAAGAUCACAGUAGAAACCUACUUUGAAGAGAUCCAGAGACUCCGGACGCUUUUAGGAGCUGCAGAGAAAAGCAGUCGGGCGGAGAGUAAAUGUUCCCAGAGGCAGCAGAAGACUUUAACCUCCACGGUUCAUCGUCUGUCCGAGAACCUGAAGCAGCUCCAACAGGAGAACUCGACUCUCAGGGAGGAGCUCAACACUGACAGUCCUGCUGGAGGAGUCAAAGGUUACAGUGAGUGGAGUAAGCAGAGGCUGCUGCGGAGGCUGCUGGAGCUGGAGAAGAGGCUGCAGGACACCAGAGGCCACACCCAGCCAGCCAACAGCAGCAUCCGAUUGGAUCAGGAGGUCCAGGCCACGCCUGCUGAUAUUCCGGGGUUUACCAUGGCAACAGAGGCAGUGGUCUCCGUGGGAACGAUGACUGAAGAGGAGGAGGAGGAGUUUUCAGAUCUGAGAGAAAACCUCGGCCAAUUGGAGAAGGAGAAGUUUGAGCUUCAUGAGAGUCUGACAAGUAAAGAUGAUGAACUGACACAGCUGAAGACAGAAAGAGAAGAACUGGAGAAAGAAACAGAGCGAUGGAAGGAGGAACAAACACAUGAACGUGACAAAGAGAGACAGCAGCAUCAACAGGAGCUGGAGGAGUUGUUGGUGAGGAUCCAAACUCUGGAGUCUGCCCUAGCCGAGCUUUCCUCUCCCUGCGCCACAACGGCAGUCGACCAUGAUGACGAUACGGGCAGAUCAGGUCUGGAGGAGGGAGAAGAGAUGGACGCCCGAGUUAGAGAGAUGGACGGUGGUGGAGGUGAAGAGACGAAAAGGGAAGAAAGAGAAACGGCAGCAAGCAUCACCCCGACAAACUUGAGGGAGCACAGUAAUAGGGACACUGUGAUGCUGCAGUCUGCAUUAAGAGCUCAUCUUGUCAGAGAGUCACAGCUCAAGAACCUGCUGAAAGAAAUACAGGACAAGACUGUGGAUGCAGCGAGCCGCAGCGAUGCAGCUUCCCCUGUGGGUGGAGACAUGGACGUGGUUGCCUUGACGGUGCUGCAGUCUGCGUUCAGGGGUCACCUGACUCGCUGUAGUCUCGCAGCAGAGAGCUCAGGGUUCUCUGUGCCUUCUCCAGUGGGAAACCGGUUGCCCACACUUGUCCCGAGAAGACCUCGAUCAAUACCUGGCAGAACAGGUGCCGCGUCCCGCCACGACGAUGAAGCGAAGCCGGGUGAUGAAGAGGACUCGCCGCUCGUCUCUUACAUUCACGCCUCCGGGACGACGCCCACCACAGAGCUCCAUUUCACAGCCGAGUCUGGAGGAGCCGCCGCAGUCGACUCGGACGAUUCUGAUGACAUCAUAGUGUCUCCGUCACGACCUCUGAGAAGCAGAGAAGUCUUAAUGUUAUAAAGUAUGUGUGUGUGUGUGUGUGUGUGUGUGUGUGUGAGAGAGCGAGAGAAUCUGUGUGUGUGUGUGUGUGUGAGAGAGAGCGAGAGAGUCUGUGUGUGUGUGUGAGAAAGAGAGAGAGAGAGCGAGUGUGUGUUGGCACUUCUCAGAGCCUAAAUAUUCUGAACCUGCAGAUGAGCAGGAGACGGGGGAGUCAGGGCAGUCUUCUCCUGGGCGGAGGUACACUCACUGCUGAACACCGUUCCAGUUUAGAUCUGUCAUUGUUGUGAUUUAUCAAGAUUUAAGAUCCAAGACUUUAUUGUGCUCAACAAAGUCGCUGGCAAUGAGGUGUUUGGGUCACAGGCUCUCAUUAGGGCCAGAUAUUCUUAGUGGUAGUUUGUUUUUGCCAAAGUGCCUACUGCAUGAACGUUCAAAUUCAGAUCUGAGUGGUACCUGGAUUCAUGUCUGUGAUCCUGACCGACCGGUCCGGGUGAACCACAUCGCCGGUAACUCACACGUUCAAUAACUAACGGAUCCCACGUGUCACCAAACCAAUGUCCUCACACUAAUCUGUCUCACAUGCUAAUGAAACUGUGGCUGAUUCUGAGGUAUGAUCGAGGGAUGAUCGACCAACUGAUGCACUAUUGAGCAAAACUGUGAAUAAAUUAUAGAUCAGCCUGCUGCAAUACUAAACACACAGUGGAGGGAGGAUACACAGGGAGUUUGUAUAAUGCUCUGAUAACAUGUCA
This is a messenger RNA of Pleuronectes platessa (European plaice), 3204 nucleotides long. It is a transcript of the gene iqce, whose product is annotated as IQ motif containing E. Lineage: Eukaryota; Metazoa; Chordata; Actinopteri; Pleuronectiformes; Pleuronectidae. Gene Ontology annotation, molecular function: protein binding. The transcript has 21 exons. The coding region runs from base 341 to 2479 and encodes 712 amino acids. The record is from RefSeq and is a predicted model, not a curated record.